AUGAAACUAUCUCCUUCAUUGCCAAUCGAGAAAGAAAAUACGUCGCUUGAUCCUACCGAUUGGGCAUCGGCUCGAUGUAUGGCACAUCAAAUGCUUGAUUCAUCAUUAGAUUAUAUUCAAUAUGUACGAGAUCGUCCUGUAUGGCGAGCGGUUCCUUAUGAUGUUCGCGCAGUAAUUGAAGAUGAACCAAUUCCUAAGCAAGGCCAACCGUUGGCAACUGUUUGUCAUGAUGUAAUUAAUUAUGUUAUGCCCUAUGCUAGAGGUAAUGCACAUCCUCGAUUUUGGGGUUGGGUAUCUGGUGAAGGUACAUUAGGUGGUAUCAUAGGAGAUAUGGUUUCGGCAACAUUAAAUGUUAACGCUUGUGCUAGUACUCACAGCGCUGCAUUCGUCGAAAGAACUAUCAUCGAUUGGAUGCGUAAUCUAUUUAAUUUCCCAGAAGAAAGUACUGGAGGUUUACUUGUUAGUGGUACAUCAAUAGCUACAGUGAUCAGUAUAGCAACGGCUCGUCAACGGGUACUGGUAAAUGUUCGAGAGGAUGGGCUCGUCAAUGGACAACAACUAGUUGCUUAUGUAUCAACAGAAUCGCAUGGAUGUGUUGUAAAAGCAAUGGAAUUGUUGGGACUGGGUUCGAAAGCCGUACAUUUGGUACCAGUUGAUGAAAACUUUUCUAUUAAGAUCGCGGAGCUGAAAACAGCAAUUAAAGAUGAUCGAGACAAAGGCCUGGUACCAUUUUGUAUAGUUGGAAAUGCAGGUACGGUAAAUACGGGUGCUUUCGAUGAUCUUCUCGAACUCUCCAAGAUUGCUCGUGCUGAAAAUCUAUGGUUUCACGUCGAUGGAGCUUUCGGCAGUUUCGUAAUACUCGAUCCUCAACGAAGUCAUCUUGUCACGGGUAUUGAUCAAGCUGAUUCACUUGCAUUCGACUUUCACAAAUGGUUGCACUGUCCAUACGAUGUUGGCUGUGUGCUUGUUCGUGAUAGUAGCCUUCUUCAUUCGACUUUUUCUACAAAUCAGGGCUGCUUAGAAAGAACCGAACGUGGUUGCUCGCUUGACGAUCGAUGGUUCUAUCAUUUAGGCCCUGAACUUUCACGUUCAUUUCGUGCACUGAAAGUCUGGUUUACACUUAAAGAACACGGUACGGUGAAACUAGGCCAAAAGAUUGCUGAAAACUGUGAACAAGCUCAAUACCUUGUAUCAUUACUAGAAAAAUAUAAAAAUAUCAUUCGUAUUGUUUAUCCUGUUUCAUUGAAUAUUGUAAACUUUCGAUUUGAGCCAGAAGAAUUCGACAAAGAUGAUCAUGAAUUGCUCGAAUCAUUCAACGAUGAACUCGUUGUGGAUAUUCAAAUGUCAGGCAUUGCACUUCCAUCAUCAUCACGCAUCCAAAACCGGCGCCAUAUUCGAAUAGCUAUCGUUAGUCAUCGAAGCACCCAUGAAGACUUUGAUAUAUUUAUGGAAACUCUCAUGAAACUGUAUCGAAGUCGAGUUGACGCUGUUGUAAUGGCAAGAAACGGUUAUGACUAA
Messenger RNA from Adineta steineri, 1518 nucleotides. The record is from the annotation of a GenBank genome assembly. Lineage: Eukaryota; Metazoa; Rotifera; Eurotatoria; Adinetida; Adinetidae.